AGCUAGAAAAGUGAAAGUAGGAAGUUCCUCCAUUCCAAUUUUGGAUUGGGAGUCCCAGGUUUCUGUUUGUAUCUUGGCAUUUUGAAAAUAUUGACAGCCGUGUAUAUUCUUUACAGUUUAAAUAUCCGAUAAGAGUUGCUUUGAAAAAGUGGGGCACUCUCGAAAGAAAAGGCCAACAAAGAAUAUUUAUGACGUAAUAUUGAAUGCUUCCUUGAAGUCAUAUUAGUCAACUACACUCGAGACAUGAAAAAAUAAGAGUAGGAUGCAUCAGGAGACUAAAUCAGCUGUCAGUGGAGUCCCCCCAAAGUCAGAUCUAGAUGUGGAUGGUGACAUUGUAACAAAACAGCCAGCAGUACAGAAUCUGAUACCAAACCAUAAAGGACAUAUUGUCCUGUCACUUUUCCCUGACUUUCAUAUUGGGAACAAUUCGAUGGAUCCUCGGAGUUAUCUGACCCCAUCACAGGGUUCUCUGUCAAUGGAGACGAAGCGGCGAGAACAGAUGAUGGCAGAUCUUUGGUCACACAGUCAUGGCGUGUCACAAAACCAGUUCCUGUCUGUGGUUAGAGAGUUAAAGAAAACCAAAACAGCUAUGAAAGAAUUGCAACAGAAACUGGCAGAUUACAAAAAUACUAGUUUUGGUGACAAGCAAUCAGAAGCCACUAGUUUUCUGGAAGAAAAAGUGAAGGCACAACAGAGUGAAAUACGUGAUCUGAAACAGAGAAUUGAGAAUCUCCAGGUUCACAAGAAGCAUAUGAAAAAUGACAUAGAAGGAAUCUCUGUGGCUCCGGCCUCAAACUCCCUGGAAAUCUCCAGAAAUAGCAGGGAAAAUAGCUUCUCAAAGGAGGACAGUGAAGUCAGUCGAAGGGAAAAACAACUUCAAGAUGAAAUCCAUAACUGGAAACAGAAAGUAGAGCACAUGAAGCGGGAAAAUGCCGAGAUGAAAGAAAAUUAUGCAAGGUUAGAGAAAAGAUUGGAAAAUGAGAAGUUUUCCUCCAUGCAGAAAUGGUCAGAACUUUCAACAGAGAAUGCAAAGUUUAGAAAAGAACUUAAUUUAGCAGAGGAAGACAGGAAAGUUUUCCUGGAACAGGUGGACCGAUUGUUAAAUCAGGAUAAAGAGAAAGAUAGGAGGCUGCAGAGAUUGCAAGAAAGUUAUGAACAAGUAAUACAAGACAGAAAUGUGUGUGAGCAAAGAAUAGCAGAAUUAAAAGCUCGUCAAUUAGAGGAGACCAACCCGUUUUAUCAUAGGGCUCGGCAGGGCGCACAUAGUAAUUACCAUGAGGAAGGGUCUAGAACUCACAGUACGGUGCAGGACUUACAAGAGGCACUCAAUAAAGUGAAGCGACAACCGAGCCAUAGCCCCCGAACUUACCGGUGUGAUAGGUGUUACGAGGAAUUCAUUGUGGAACAAGACUAUCUGGAACAUAUUCAAAAAUGUUAUGAUUAAAGCUCAUGUGUUGUAGUGAUGAAAAAAUCUAAGUUUAACAAUUCUUUUCUUGUGUCCUGAAUAAUUGUUACAAGGAUUUUUUUUUCUUUAUGAAUGUAUGUUUUUUUAAGUCACAUUUGCUUUGUUAAGAUUUCACAUUCAAAAAAGUUCAUUUCAUCUAAUGUUGGAGAUGUCAAAAAUAUAUGUGUAUUCUUGAUAAAUUUAACAUAUAUAAAAAAAUUCAUUUCAUUCUCAAUGUUCAUAUAUGAACAAUUAUAAAACAAAGAAUGUCGAUGGCUGAAAAUGAAUAUUUUUUUUUAUUUGAAUUACCACAUCUAUGUUGGAUUUCAAAACUUCAGGAAAAUCCUUAAAAACAAUGAUACAUAGCAGGUUCCAGUAAAUGUUCUACCAAGCCUCUUUCAUUACUCCUCACAAAUAUAUUAACAGUAGUGAAGGAAAACGUCAGUAGAAAUGGGAUACACGUGCUACAAUAGAUUUGAGAAGUGAUGUAAAUCAGAUAUGGAUAUUUAAAAUUUCCAAUGGAACAUUUUGAAAAUUUUAAAUCACAAUUUUUUAAAAACUCAA
Molecule: messenger RNA, 2008 nt
Organism: Saccostrea cuccullata (small rock oyster)
Lineage: Eukaryota; Metazoa; Mollusca; Bivalvia; Ostreida; Ostreidae
Product: microtubule-associated tumor suppressor 1 homolog A-like
Exons: 8
Coding region: 263-1444 (393 amino acids)
Source: RefSeq, a predicted model, not a curated record